Molecule: messenger RNA, 1213 nt
Organism: Pocillopora verrucosa
Lineage: Eukaryota; Metazoa; Cnidaria; Anthozoa; Scleractinia; Pocilloporidae
Product: transmembrane protein 163a-like
Cellular component (GO): membrane
Source: RefSeq, a predicted model, not a curated record
GAGCGUAUAUAACUGCAGUUUAAUUUAGAACCUCCACAGAUUUCGGGUGAAGAAAUCUUUCAUUUCACUGCGAUUUGACCUAAAAGGUUUCAUUAAAAAUAUCAAGCUCUCUUAACUGAUGAUGACGAACAAUGGGCGAAAAAAACGGCGAUGAAUUAGAACUCCGAGCACUAGUAAAUCAGACUGAAAACGAACAGAACAAUUAUGGAAUCAGUAGGAAAAAAAGUGAAGACUCAAGCACAGACAAAGGAGAUGAAUUUUACGCAUUUUGGAGAAAAGCGGCCAUUUGUGUUUCGUGUGCUUCUAUCAUUUUGACCACAGGAUUUGGAGGAACAUUUUUCGUUUUCUCUCAAAUUGCUGGUAGUCCUGCGGCCUUUGGAUUUUCCCUUGCAGCCGUGUUAGACUCUUUCAGUUCAGCAGUAGUUCUUUGGAGAUUUUCCUUCAAAGAAAGCCGAAAGGAUUCAAACUCGUUGGAACGAGAACGAAGGGCAUGUUUAGCGAUAGCCAUAUGUUUUAUCCUCUCAGCAUUUGCCAUAGCAGCAAAAACCAUCUUCACCUUACUGAAGGACAAAAUACCAACCAAGGAGUUUUUGAUGGAGAUGUUGUCAGGUAGCAGCUUGGUUUACCUGGUAUUUCUGACGGCUUUCAAAUGUAUAAUAGCAGAAAAACUCGAGAGCCGAGCAAUGAGGAUAGAUGCGAUUAAUUCUUUGGCUGGUGCUAUUAUGACCCUCGGUAUGGUGGCUAGUGAUGUGGUCUGUUCAAACAACCCGAAAAUCUGUUACCUGGACUCUGUCACUGCGAUUUUGAUAGCUGUAGCGCUCUUCAGUUAUGGUGUCAUGACCAUCACAGACCUGAAAACAGGCAAGGAGAAGAAACCACCGCGUGACUGGCGCUGUCAAUUUCUUUCUCUCUUUAACUGUGUGCUGUUUUUCGUGUUAAUUAUCAUCAAUCGCGUGCAAUUUCGUCUUAAUACGUACUUGUAGAUUCUUCUCGUGCAAUUUUCUUGUUUUUGAAAAAUUUACCCGUGUUUAUUUAUACCAAAUUAGAGCUGUUUGACAGCUGUGUUUGUUGUGAACUGGUAAUGGACAAGCGCAUGGUUCUGAAAUACAAAUGUUUUGGGUAGUUUAAAAACUGUCUGUUUAACCCUGACUACGGGAGAAGGAAAUAAUAUCAACUUUCAAACGAAAACAUUACAGGUCUGUCAACGUAAAUA